AUGAGUGAAAGACUGGCUUAUUUACCAACAUUAGAAGAUGCGUAUGGAGAAUUACCCCCUGCCCAAUUAGAAAUAUUGCGUCAACAAGUACUUUCUGAAGGUGGCGAUAUAGCAUCUAUUCAAUCAAGGUUUAAUUAUGCUUGGGGGCUAAUAAAAUCAAACGACGUUGAUAACCAGCGGUUGGGUGUAAAACUAUUAUCUGAUGUUUAUAAGGAAGCACCCAAAAGGAGACGUGAAUGUCUAUACUACUUAACCAUUGGAUGCUAUAAAAUGGGUGAAUAUACGAUGGCAAAAAGAUAUAUCGAUGCCUUAGCAGAACGUGAAUCAUCCCAUAAUACUCAGGUAUUUGCCUUAAAAAAAAUGGUUGAAUCAAAAAUUGCGUCACAAAGUUUGAAAGGAUUAGCACUUGUUUCUGUUGUUAUUGGAGCUGCUGCAUAUGGGAUAAAUGUCUACAUGAGAGGUUCUAAAAAAAGAUAA
Molecule: messenger RNA, 477 nt
Organism: Saccharomycodes ludwigii
Lineage: Eukaryota; Fungi; Ascomycota; Saccharomycetes; Saccharomycodales; Saccharomycodaceae
Gene: FIS1
Product: Fis1p
Exons: 1
Coding region: 1-477 (158 amino acids)
Biological process (GO): peroxisome fission; autophagy of mitochondrion; mitochondrial fission
Cellular component (GO): peroxisomal membrane; mitochondrial outer membrane
Molecular function (GO): protein binding
Source: RefSeq, a predicted model, not a curated record